This is a messenger RNA of Cannabis sativa, 615 nucleotides long. Its product is annotated as glycine-rich protein 23-like. The record is from RefSeq and is a predicted model, not a curated record. Lineage: Eukaryota; Viridiplantae; Streptophyta; Magnoliopsida; Rosales; Cannabaceae. The transcript is spliced from 4 exons. Bases 1 to 615 code for a protein of 204 amino acids.
AUGGGGGAGGAAGAACUUACAGAGAUUAUCGAACAAAAUGGAGAUAGUGGCAUAGAUGGGAGGUUGAGAAAAAACGUGGGUAAGGGCUUCGACUGGGUGAUCGUGGGCUAUGGAGGGUUUUGGCGUUUUGGGAUUUUGGGGCUUUGGGGUUUAGGGAAUGGGAAUGGAAACAGGCUAGAAAUAGGAAUGAGAAUGGGAAUGGGCAUGGGUCGGGGAAUGGGAAUGGGCAUGGGGAUUUGGAAUGGGAAUGGGUUGGGGAAUGGGAAUGGUAAUAGCAAUGGGAAUGGGAAUGGGAAUGGCAAUGGGCUGGGGAAUGAGAAUGAGAAUAGGAAUGUGAAUGUAAAUGGGAAUGUAAAUGGGAAUGGGAAUGGGAAAGGGAAUGGGAAUGGCUUGGGGCAUGGGAAUGGGAAUGGGCUAGGGAACGGGAAUGAGAAUGGGUUGGAGAAUGGGAAUGGGAAUGAGAAUGGGAAUCAGAAUGCGAAUGGGAAUGGGAAUGGAGAUGGGGUUUUGUGUUGGGGUUUUGGGGUUUGGGGUUUUGAGAUAUUGGGGUUUUGGGGUUUUGGGGGUUGGGGUUUGGGGUUUGGGGUUUUGGGGUUUUGGCGUUUUUUGGUUUAG